GUUGGUAUAGACCAAGGGUGAUACAAAAUCUGAGCAUUAUGAACAAUGGCAAGAAUCACCAACAGAAUAAUGGUGGAAUUCCCAAUGGUAACGGAAUGAUCAAUGGAAGACUCGCUCGUGAUCUUGAAAGGGAUCGACGCACAAUGCUAUUUACAUUCUCAAUGGGACACCCAAUCCCUGAGAAAGACCUUGAAACCGUCUUGAAUGAAUUCCUUGGCAGUGUCGCUGUAGAGACGAUUAUGAUGCAGGAUGUUCCUCGUGGGGAACAACCAAUGUAUGCAUAUAUCGUAUUUCGUUCAGUGAAUUGCAUAGACACCAUAUUCCAAGGAAAUGAACUAGUAAUGUUUCUCAUCAAUGGGAACCAUGUUUGGUCAAGGAGAUACUUGAGUUGAGGACUCCAUAGUAGAGGGAUUCUGGAUUGAUCAAUGGUUAUAGUCAUUGCGGUUUAAUUGCUGUAAUUUUUUGAUUUCUGUCAUGAAUUAUCUCUCUGCUUGAAUAAUGAA
Molecule: messenger RNA, 503 nt
Organism: Papaver somniferum (opium poppy)
Lineage: Eukaryota; Viridiplantae; Streptophyta; Magnoliopsida; Ranunculales; Papaveraceae
Exons: 2
Coding region: 39-392 (117 amino acids)
Source: RefSeq, a predicted model, not a curated record